AUGAGCGUUCGUCGUGCCGCCGGGGCUCGCAGCGGGGUCGCCUCGAUGACGGUCGGAGCCCGGCUCCCCGCGGGUCGGGGGGCUAGGGGCCGGGCGGCUCCCGCAAGCGGCGGCCAGGUGGGAGCGCGGGGGCCCGGGGGCGCAGAGGGCGCAGAGGUUCCCCGGGCGCAGGGUGAGAGACCGGCGACUCCGGCGAGGCGUGGGGAAGUGGAGGAGAGUUUGGAGCCGGGGACGCGGGGCUUGGGCCGGGAUCUGGGAAGCGGAGCUCAGCUCGGCUUCGCCACCCUGCCGGGCGAAUUGCUCCGGUUUCGGCAGAAGACCCAGGACUCGGACAUCCCAAGGACAAGAAUUAAGCGGAGCAUCAGCCUCCAACACAUCCCCCUGCACAGCCAAAUGGAGUACAGACAGCCUUCGAGCUCGGGGAGUUCCAACUCCACCAGCCCUGGUUCAUUUGCAACAACUGGAGGGAGAGGGCAGGAUACGAGAAUGAACAAUGACAUCGAUGCCAUCAAGGUGGAGCUUGCCAAGGCUGAGGCAAUGCUAGGGAGCAUGAACCAGCCAGGCGCGGUCCAGUCAACUUACACAUCAGAGUCCUUCUCGAGUAAUGGGAGGCCGGAUGCAUUCAUAGAGGAGGAGUUGAAGAAAGUUGGGUCCCUGCUGCAGAAGAAUCGCAGCUCAUCAGAAACGUUUUCAUCAUUUGGCUCGAGCCACCCGUCUCCAUCCAACGGCUCGGUGCUCGGCUCGAGCUUUGCCUCCGGCAGCUUCCAACACAAUACGGCCGGAAAACCAGCGAGCAGCAGCUCCUACUCCUUCGAGUACCAAGGCGGCGCAGCCUCCAAACCGGCAGGAUCCACCUACUCCAGCGAGCACCAGAGCAACGCAUCUGCCAAGCCGGCGAGCACCACGUACUCUAGCGAGUACCAGAGCAGCACAGCAGCGAGGCCAGCGAGCAGCACGUACUCCACCGAGUUCAAUCGCAGCGCAGGAGCAGGCCCAGUGAACAGCUAUUCCAGCGUUGAAUAUCAAAGCGGCACGUCCGCCAAACCGGCGAGCAGCGCGUACUCUAGCGAGUACCAGAGCAGCACAACAGCGAGACCAGCGAGCAGCACGUACUCCACUGAGUUCAAUAGCAGCUCAGGAGCAGGCCCAGUGAACAGCUAUUCCAGCGUUGAAUAUCAAAGCGGCACGUCCGCCAAACCGGCGAGCAGCGCGUACUCUAGCGAGUACCAGAGCAGCACAGCAGCGAGACCAGCGAGCAGCACGUACUCCACCGAGUUCAAUAGCAGCUCAGGAGCAGGCCCAGUGAACAGCUAUUCCAGCGUUGAAUAUCAAAGCGGCACGUCCGCCAAACCGGCGAGCACCGCGUACUCUAGCGAGUACCAGAGCAGCACAGCAGCGAGGCCAGCGAGCAGCACGUACUCCACCGAGUUCAAUAGCAGCUCAGGAGCAGGCCCAGUGAGCCGUGCCUACUCCGGCGAGUACCAAGGCAGCGGAGGCAGCGCAAGCGCCCUGAAGCUUCCGUCCAGCCGGAAUGCGGAGUCAUUCGACUGCGGCCUGCAGCAGCAAGCGCAGCAGAGCAGCAGGGACGAGAUGGCCCAGUCAAGCCAACAGCAGCUCUUGAACAAGCAGAAGGAGAUCGAGGCGGAGAUGGAGCGACUUUAUUCUGCUGUAAAGAUGAUGGAAGGCGGCUUUCCUCGUGACUCAAUUAUAGUGACUCCCGUCCAAACCAGUAGCAGCAGCAGCAGCAGCACCUCCUGGGAACCGAAUACUUCGGUGACUUCCAGCUCCUCUCACUCGUUGCAGUCACUGCCGGAGGACCGGAAAGAAGAACUGGAGGAAAUAAAACCCAGGGCCGUGAGCUGGGCUGAUCUCAAAGCCACUGGUGAAUUGGAGACAGUCACCAGAGAGGAGAUUGUGAGUGCCAUUACCAAAACGACCGCCAUGCCAGUUGGACUCUGGGACUUCACGCUGCCGCCCGCCUACAGGCCUUCGAACACGUCUGGCAGCGGCGGGAGUGCACAGGCGGAGGGGCAGCACGCGAGCGAGGCCUCGCUGCAGGCCACCUCGUCGGGGGCUCUCAAUGCCGGCCGUUCGUGGGCAACGUCGAGUGGCUCGACGAAGCUGGACGCCUUCGGAGACGCGGACCUGACCGCGACCGGCGAUGGCUCGCAGGGGGCCAAGUCCGAAUGCUGCGGGAGGGUUCACGCAGAGUCAGUGGCCCUGCGGGAGAAGGUGCAGGGCAUGGACGAGCUGCUCAAGUCGCAGUCCCGUAAGAUGAUGGUGCUGCAUAAGCAGCUGGAUGAGAAGGAGCAGGAGAACGUGGAACUUCGGGCGCAGCUGCAGAAGCUGCAGGCGCAGUCCUCAUCCUGGAGUUCUGGCCACUCCACAUCCAUGCGGAGGAUGCCAGCUGGGGGCAGCACAGACUACCCGUUGCUCAGACUCGCGGGCACGCGGAGCUCCACCCGGCAGUGAAAGGAGGAGGAGGUGGUGGUGGCGGUGGUGGUGUCACUCGUCAAGACGCUGCCCUCGGGCCGCCGCAACGUCGGCGUGCCACUCACUGCAUGGCACCUUCCACUGCAGCACAUCGCGCAGCCACUGUUUACUGUAACUCGCGUUUGGAUGGCACAAAGAUGCAGAUGGAAUUUCCUUCAUUAAGCAAAGGCCCAUCGAGCAGCUCUACAUAAAUAUUACUUUCACCUGCCAUCGUGCCGUGUCAUUUGUGCCACGCGUAUUCUAUGCGUGGGUAUAUCAGUGCAGUAUUAUUCAUGAAUCUUCGCAUCAUUGCCGCUUUGAAAGCUAUAGAGCCUGGGGGAUUAAAUAAUGCACUCUUGGUUUUUUGCUGUCUUCUAAAAGUGUAGCUUCUGAGGAUUAAGUGGCAUGAAACGGCACUUCGCACGCUUCUCUACGCUGCUGCAGGGGUGCUGGUGGGUGGAUAAAGGAAGAUUGAGUGCACGACAGGGGUGGAGCCAGGAUUUUGACUUUGGGGGGGGGCUGACUUGAAUUUUCUGAGAUAUCCAGUGUGUAAUGUUUUCCAAUGGGCGCCACAAAUGUAUAAAACAAAUUUUAUUGGAUUUGAACG
Messenger RNA from Petromyzon marinus (sea lamprey), 3079 nucleotides. RefSeq lists its product as uncharacterized. The record is from RefSeq and is a predicted model, not a curated record. NCBI's taxonomy places the organism in Eukaryota, Metazoa, Chordata, Hyperoartia, Petromyzontiformes, Petromyzontidae.